AUGGGAAGCUUCUCUGAGAGAGGUCCCAGCUCCUUCGCCGACGUCGUCAACUUCUUCGAGUUCCAGAAGCCCCAAGUUAGAAACGCCGUGUCACCAUUAAUAUUCGAGUCUUUUGAGUCAACUCAACUUGCCCGGUAUGUGCUCAACAUGUUCUGCACCUCCAUGAUGGAAGUGGCCGACGAGUUCGGUGUUCCGACUUGCGCCUUCCUCACCCCCGGCGCUCGUCUUCAUGGUCUCAUGUUCGAUCUCUACACUCUUCAGGAGGAUUUCGGAACCCAACAACAUCCUGCCGUUAGGGUUUCGUGUCGCACUGCACUGUGGAUGGAACUCAAAACUAGAGAGCUUGUGGUGCGGAGUGCCAGUCGCAACGUGGCCGUUAUAUGCAGAGCAGCAAAUGAAUGCGUUCCUGUUGCUGAGGGAAUUUGGGUAGCAGCAAAUGAAUGUGUUCCUGUUGCUGAGGGAAUU
Molecule: messenger RNA, 465 nt
Organism: Thlaspi arvense
Lineage: Eukaryota; Viridiplantae; Streptophyta; Magnoliopsida; Brassicales; Brassicaceae
Source: the annotation of a GenBank genome assembly